AUGAAUGACUUGAUUCCGCUCGUUAACAAGCUUCAGGAUGUCUUCAACACCAUCGGAAGCGACCAGAUCGACUUGCCCCAGAUUGUCGUUGUCGGAUCCCAGUCGUCUGGAAAAUCGUCUGUCCUAGAGACCAUUGUCCAGAAGGACUUUUUGCCAAGAGGCAAUGGCGUUGUCACUCGUCGUCCUUUGGUCCUGCAGCUUGUCAACACGCACAUUAGAAAUAUGCCACCUACGUCAGGUUCCUCGGAAAGCACACUGAACGAUGCCCCUGACCGUGCAGAGUUCCUGCAUUUGCCCAACAAGCAGUUCUUCGACUUUGAAGAGGUCCGGAAGGAGAUUGAAGUCGAGACAGCCCGUGUUGCUGGGCAGAACAAGGCUAUUUCAAGGACGCCUAUCCACCUCAAGAUCUUUUCCAAGAACGUCUUGAACCUGACCCUUGUCGACUUGCCAGGAGUGACGAAGAUUCCUGUUGGUGACCAACCCACCGAUAUUGAGAAGCAGACCCGCAAUCUGAUCCUAGACUACAUUCUCAAGCCCAACAGUGUCAUUCUUGCUGUGUCACCUGCCAAUGUCGACCUUGCCAACUCGGACAGUCUCAAGCUUGCGCGUCAGGUGGAUCCUGAAGCAAAGCGCACGAUCGGUGUCUUGACGAAGCUGGAUCUCAUGGAUGCAGGAACCAACUCGCUCGACAUCCUCUCUGGACGAGCGUAUCCCAUUAAGCUGGGUUUCAUCGGCGUCGUCAAUAGAAGUCAGGCGGAUAUCCAGAACAACAAGCCCAUGGCUGAUGCCUUUAAGAGCGAAACUGAGUUCUUUCAAAAUCACCCAGCCUAUCGUGCAAUUGCUCAUCGCUGCGGUACAACCUUUUUGGCUAAGACGCUCAAUACGAUUUUGAUGAACCACAUUCGUGACAAACUGCCAGAUAUCAAAGCCAAGCUGAACUCAUUGAUUGGACAGACCCAGCAAGAACUGACCUCAUACGGAGAUCCAUCAUUUACCGGCACGGCCCACAGAGGCACAUUGAUCCUGCAAUUGCUAACUAAAUUUGCGAGCGACUUUGUUGCUGCCAUUGACGGAACUUCUGCGGACAUUUCGACAAAGGAGUUGUGCGGAGGCGCAAGAAUUUAUUACAUCUUCAAUAACGUCUUUGGCGCUGCCCUCGACUCUGUGAACCCAUGCGAGAACUUGUCCGUGCAGGACAUUCGCACCGCGAUUCGCAACUCUACAGGACCCCGUCCUUCUCUGUUCGUACCAGAAAUUGCAUUCGAUCUUUUGGUCAAGCCCCAGAUCAAGCUCCUCGAGUCUCCAAGUUUGAGAUGUGUUGAGCUCGCGUAUGAAGAGCUGGUCAAGAUUUGCCAUAACUGUGGCGGAAAGAACCUCGUACGUUUCCCUAGAUUUCACGCCAAGUUGAUCGAGGUUGUGUCGGAUCUUCUUCGCGAACGUUUGGGACCUACCUCGGAAUAUGUUGAGAGUUUGAUCAGCAUCCAGCGCUCGUAUAUCAAUACCAAUCACCCUGACUUCAUUGGUGGUGGCGGGGCUAUGUCUGCGCUCGAGAGGGCUUCUCAGAAGAAGAAGAAGAAGGAGAUUGAACGGACAAGGAGGUUGAGCACCGUCAACAUGGUCCUCACUGGCAGCAGCGGCGACUCGCCCAGCACCCGGGAAGAGAAUGGCGAAAAAUCGGUUACCAGCGCUAUGAACAACUUGACCCAUGGUGGACCCAACAGCGGCUCGAUCUCGUCUUUGAACGGAUCGCCCCAGGGAGCGAACGCGGGAGGCAAAGACACUUUCUUGAACUACUUCUUCGGCGGGCCCCAACAGCGCAUGGAUCGCCCUGUUCUGGAAGAGAACGUCCAUCGAUCGAGCAACGUCCACAAUGUUGCAAAGGAAAUGGUUAUGCCCAAGACUGUCCUCGAUGGCGAGCCCCUUGACUUUGACAAGAAGCUGGACCAUAUGACGGACACAGAGGAGUUUUUAAACCUGAAUGAGCGUGAGGACAUGGAAACCCAGCUCAUCCGCUCCUUGAUCGUAUCGUACUUCAACAUCACUCGUAAAUCGAUCCAGGAUUUGGUUCCCAAGGCUGUCAUGCACCUGCUUGUCAAUUACUCGCGUGAGUCCGUGCAGAACCGCCUGGUUGCAACGCUGUACAAGGAAGAGCUGUUCAAUGAAUUGCUCCAGGAGGACGACAACCUGUGUGCGGAGCGUGCAAAGUGCAAGGCUAUGCUCGACGUCUUUAAGAAUGCUUUCACAAUCAUUAAUGAGGCCAUGUAG
Molecule: messenger RNA, 2265 nt
Organism: Gamsiella multidivaricata
Lineage: Eukaryota; Fungi; Mortierellomycota; Mortierellomycetes; Mortierellales; Mortierellaceae
Product: Dynamin central region-domain-containing protein
Exons: 9
Coding region: 1-2265 (754 amino acids)
Biological process (GO): mitochondrial fission; peroxisome fission
Cellular component (GO): membrane; cytoplasm; microtubule
Molecular function (GO): GTPase activity; microtubule binding; GTP binding
Source: RefSeq, a predicted model, not a curated record